ACAGCUCUCUUUUUAACUAGUCUCAAUAGCCAUGGUAAAAGUUUCAAAAUUUUCGGUGGCAAAGGCAACAAAGGAAUUUCGCUUGGUUAUUGGACUCGUCAGGCCCAGUGACAAUUUUAAUACCAAUAAACUAUAAAAUUGUUGUGCAGGAGGAAGCUGACCCUAUGAAGCCACAUCUGGAUCGACUGCUGAGCAAACCGAAGCCAAGAGCUGCAGUACCAACGAAAAUACGACGCAUACGUCGACUCUUCGUUAAUAUUGAGGCGAAUGGCUGUCCGAAGUAUAGUUGCUCUACGAUUAGGCCUAGGGUUUUGGUCAAGCCCUCCUACGAUCCGUGGGCUGUAGCGAAGUGCCAGCAAAUGGAAACGAAUUCAGCUGUCUAUGCAUAUGCCUUAAAUAGUCUUUGUACCGGCACCGACUCUCAUUGGAAUGAGUGUGGACUAGCGCGUCCGUCGGCUGGAGCGAGCGAGCCAGAGAACAUGAAUGAGCUAAGACUAUUGCUGGACAAUUUGAAUGAGCUACAGAAUGGACAGCAAGGCAAUUCGUUUUACCAGCCAAGGGAGAACCUGGCUAGUCAGUCAUGCCUCACAGCCGACCAAGCACAGCCCACAUAUUCGAUGGGUAGCUUACCGAAUUACUCCCAGCAGUUCAGCGAACGCAAUAUGAACUGCGAGGCGGAUAUUCGUAAGGCGGAGCUGAAUACCCUCACCGAUAUGUUGCAACAGACCAUGGCCAAGCUGGACAGCCUCGUGAGUCUGCAAACUGAGAAGCAAGCGCAAGUACCACCUCAGCUUGAUAUGAGCUAUAUGCCACAGUUAGGCAAGCUAUUGGACAACGGAUCGCCUUUAAGUCUGCUGAGUAAGGCCCCUAAGUCAACCCGGGCCAAGCGCUUGGUUAAGGUUAUGCCCGUACAGCCCUUGGUCAUUAUGCCGGCAGCCGUAGCUAAUCAAGCUACAGCUACACCGACUGUAGCACCAGCUGCGCCUGUAACUCCUGUUGCUCCCGCCAAGGUACCGUACACCAAAUAUCGCACACGCCUGCGCAAAAAGCGUUACAAGGCCGCUGGCACCAACACUUCAGCCGAUAGUUCGGCUAACUUGAUGAGUAGCUCACAAAUAGCUGAGUCUGCUUCCCAGGUGAAAGACUCUGGCACCACCAUGUGGUGUCCCAGAUCAUGCUGCAAACAUUGCUGUGGCAUUGUAACGGACAGCGCGACGAGCAUGUCCGAGUCGACCCUCAAGACACAACAAUCGGAAGCUAAGGAUAUGUCAAUGACUCCACUCUCCAGCCCUAUACAGUUGACAAUGCCACAGGGCAGUUUUCUGGGAGUAUCGCCCCAGCUAAGUCUAUUGCACGCUGGCAAUCACACCGAGGGAUACCAACAGAGCAGUUCUAUGCAUCCUGGGAGACAUAACGAACAGAACAGAUACUCUAACGAGCUCCCACUCUCUACACUAUUAAGGGAUGGCAAUUAUACCGCGGGUAAAUAUACCGGUGGAUCCCCGCAGACUAUUUUUAUAGCUCCUGGUAGCUACGAAUUGCCGCCACCAAAAAGCAUGUUGAAAAAUCAAGGAAGCUACUAUGAACCGUCUUCCGGUCAUGGGUAUGGAGCCCACCACCAGCAGAUGCCAGUCGCAACGGAGAUGUCAGAUCAAUAUCCAACAAGUCACGACAUGGACUAUGAGUAUACUUACAACAGUCAAGCUCCUGAAAAGGAACGGUCGCGUGCUGGAAAGCUCAGCUACUCCUACACGGAAGAGGAGGAAGAGGAGCAGCUCAGAGCAGGCUCAGAUUCAGACGCCGAGCAGAGCUGCGGGGACGAGUGGUACCAUAAGGUAUGCCAUAGUCUAGCCGAGCUGGAAGAGGAGCAGAGUUAUUUUUCCAAUAUGAAUACUCCUCAAUGCACCUGCGACAAGGGGCAGCAAACCGACUGCUUAAGCACGCACCAAAACACAGAUAAGUGCAUUUGCACCAACGACCUGGAGGCAGCGGUAAAUCCGCGCAAGAUUGUGCCGAGGUGCAGGCCAUCGAGUCUGAAGUGUAGAAGGCGUAAGCCCCUAGCUAGGCCACAGAGUCAGGUGAAGUCUGUCAGUCUUCCAAAGACACAAACCAAAAUACAGACUCAAAGCAAUCCCUUUCCGCUGGAGAUGGGUCAAUCGCUGCCCAAAUAUCGAGUGCUCAAGUCCAUGAGCGAGGCUCUUCCAGUUGCUGCUCAGAAACAUAAAAAGAGACGCGUUUACACGUGCAAGCAGCUCGCCAGAUAUCAGAAGCUGUUGGCGUUGGUAGAGAGCACUGAGGAGGCGUACGCAAGGAUCUACAGGGAGCUCAAAGGUAAUCCCAUGAACAGAAGCAUACCUUUCCAUCGAAAGCGAGCAACUGGCGCCACUACUUAUCCCACCAACUGGCCACAGUUAGGAAAUUCAGUCAAGCAGCAUGCUCUGCUCGAAUAGAGUUUCAGUUCCUAUCAUAAAU
Molecule: messenger RNA, 2472 nt
Organism: Drosophila arizonae
Lineage: Eukaryota; Metazoa; Arthropoda; Insecta; Diptera; Drosophilidae
Source: RefSeq, a predicted model, not a curated record